AUGAAAAAGAAGAUCGAUGAAUUGUUGCUGCAAUACCGAAAACAAGUUCGGGGCAACAAGGGAUUUGAUGUGGAUGAAUACCCGCUUUUAUCAUCUUCUGUACCUGUUAUAAUUAUCCCAAUUUCUAAGCUGCAAGAGAGCAAACGCCUAUUAAAGCUUGUCAAAAAGCUCUCAAAAUUAGCAAUUCAGCAAUACAAUAGAGAUCAUGCAUGUAAGGCAAAUUAUGACCUUGUGAUGGCUCACAAGGCAAAUUGUCAGCUUGCUGUUGGUUUUAUUUAUUAUAUUACUUUUGAGGUCAAGGAUGUUGAUGAUGGUGAGUCUAAAAUCUUUCAAGCUGAGGUGUUCGAUAGAAUUGAGAAGAUUGACGUUGUCUUGUAG
Cornus florida is the source of this 378-nucleotide messenger RNA. RefSeq lists its product as uncharacterized. The transcript has 3 exons. The coding region runs from base 1 to 378 and encodes 125 amino acids. The record is from RefSeq and is a predicted model, not a curated record. Lineage: Eukaryota; Viridiplantae; Streptophyta; Magnoliopsida; Cornales; Cornaceae.